Molecule: messenger RNA, 321 nt
Organism: Dentiscutata erythropus
Lineage: Eukaryota; Fungi; Glomeromycota; Glomeromycetes; Diversisporales; Gigasporaceae
Source: the annotation of a GenBank genome assembly
AUGACUGUUGAAUCACAUUGGCGCCAAAUUAAGUGUGAUUAUUUAUAUAAGUUUUACAAACCACGAGUUGAUCAUCUGUGUUAUAUUCUUGUAAAAAAGGUUAUUGAUCGACAAUUGUUUCGAAUUCAAAUGCUUGAACAGGAUCGUGAGUUGGUAUCAUGGCAUAAAGAGUUUAAACAAGAAUGGAAAGAAUAUGAGACAAAAAUUACACAAUCUAAUAAUAUGAACAAGUAUUUUACAGAUCCAGUCAAGUGGAUAUGUGCAUACCCUGCAUAUAUUCAAAGCAGGUUUUCUUAUGCAAGCAUUUGGUCAAUUCUGUAG